Penicillium maclennaniae is the source of this 2205-nucleotide messenger RNA. It is a transcript of the gene prm1, whose product is annotated as pheromone-regulated protein PRM1. Gene Ontology annotation, cellular component: mating projection tip. The coding region runs from base 1 to 2205 and encodes 734 amino acids. The transcript has a single exon. The record is from RefSeq and is a predicted model, not a curated record. NCBI's taxonomy places the organism in Eukaryota, Fungi, Ascomycota, Eurotiomycetes, Eurotiales, Aspergillaceae.
AUGGUCUUCUCACGAUCUGGGCGAUCAAUAUUUCCGCUGCUACCGCCAUAUGGCACUCAUGACCCCAGCAACGGCCGCAUCAUUCCCUUGCAUCCCGAUGGUCUCACGCCCUAUCUCGGCUUACGGGCUCGACUGUCACAGGUAUGGAUUAAUCGCUGGACGAUCUUGCUGCUACUUGUGCUUGUACGCGUCUUGCUAGCCAUUGGAAACAUACGAAAUGAUAUGGCUUCGGCCAAGCGCGAGGCACUGUCGGCCUGCACAUCGGUUGAAUCCAUGGGAAGCGCCAUGGCAUCAAUGCCGCAUUACCUUGCUGAUGGUACUAACGAUCUGGUAGCCUCUGGGAUCGAGGAUGCUGUCAAAGCCUUGAAGUCCAUGAUCACGCUGACCAUCACGGGCGUUGAGGAAAUCGUUAUCUUCAUCUUAAAAAUAAUGUACCAGACCUACCUCUGUCUGAUCACCCUGGCGGUUCAAAGCACUGUUUCGGUGGGGGUUGGCCUCAUUGAAGAUGUUGCAGAUGCUGUGAAUACCACCCUCCACACCAUCAGCUCAGACAUCCAGAGCACCGUCACUACUUUUGAGAGCGGAUUGGACGAUGUUAUCAAACUUGUCAAUAGCGCCACAAGCCUCCUCGGCGCUAGCAUCCCAACAUUGAAUCUCAACAGUUCCAUUUCCGCCCUCGACGACUGGUCGAUCUCAUCAUCGUUCGACAAGAAGCUAGAUGAGCUGAACAGCACUAUUCCGAGUUUUACCACGGUGGAGAACUAUACUGAGAAUCUAAUCAGACUCCCAUUCGAAGAAGUCAAGAAACUGAUCAACGAAUCUCUCGGGACUUACACCUUUGACCGCUCUGCCCUUUCAGUCCCAGCCAAGAAACAGUUGACCUUUUGCAAUGACAAUGAUGGGAUCAACAGCUUCUUCGAUGGAGUGACCGAGGUCGCAAUCACCGCGCGGAAGAUUUUCAUCAUCGUUAUUCUCAUCGCAGCGGUUCUUGCUUGCGUGCCCAUGGCCUGGCAAGAGAUCCGCCGCUGGCGACAGAUGAAGGAACGCUCCCAACUCGUCCGAAAAGAGGCCCAUGACCCCAUGGACGUAGUCUACAUUGUCUCGCGCCCAUAUACCGCAGCCGCCGGAAUCAAAGCAGCAAGUCGUUUCAGCAACAGUCGUCGACAGAUUCUUGUCCGCUGGGCAAUCGCAUACGCAACCUCGGUACCAGCACUUUUCAUCCUCGCCAUCGCCAUCGCCGCUCUACUCUCAUGUCUCUUCCAAUACAUCAUCCUCCGAAUGAUUUCCAAGACCGUCCCAGAGCUCAGUUCUGAAGUUGGUGCCUUCGCUGACAAAGUCGUCGAUGCGCUCCAAAAUGCAUCGGCGGAAUGGUCGAACAGCGCUAACAGUGCCAUCACCAGCUUCGACAACGAACUGAACACCAAUGUCUUUGGCUGGGUCAACACGAGCACUUCCGCAAUCAACAACACGCUGAACGCUUUCGUCGAUAAAACACAAAGUGUGCUCAACGAAACUUUUGGAGGGACCCUCCUUUACGAGCCUGUGGAAGGUGUCUUUGAGUGUCUUAUAGGAUUGAAGAUUAUGGGUGUCCAAAAGGGCCUCACCUGGGUCUCUGACCACGCCCACAUUGACUUCCCCCUUCUACCAAACAACACUUUCUCUAAGGGCGCCGCAGCGAGCAUUAACGAUACCUCAAAUCCAUCAGACAGCUUCCUCGCCGAUGCGGGCGACGAAACUUCCAACAAAAUCACAGAAGUCGUCCAGGCCGUAAUCAAAAAGCUCGAGGAAGCCCUGCGCCAAGAGACUAUCAUCGCCACCGUCAUCCUCUUACUCUGGGUCUUCAUCGCUCUGAUUGGAUUCUCGCGCGCUCUGAUUCUCUGUUGGGGCCGCGAUAGAAACCGCGGCGAGGGCGGUGGUCAUGCUAUGGACCCCGUUACAAACCAUUCUGGUCCUGGUCCUGGUCCUGACCCAGGAUUUGAUGACGUCCCUCUGACUGCCAUCCCGAAAAAUACUCUCGGGUCUGUGCAUGCUGUACCUCAAUACGAACCUGCCGUGAACAUUCCUACUGUUCGGACUGAGACUGUAUACCCUGAUGAGAAAGUCGGGUUUGCAGGGCAAAGGGAUUAUGACGCAGCGUUGCAGAUUGAUGCAGCGCCUGCUUUGAGAAGGAGCAACUAUGUUGAGUACAAUGAUGCGAAGGGGUGA